Vicia villosa (hairy vetch) is the source of this 1554-nucleotide messenger RNA. RefSeq lists its product as uncharacterized. The coding region runs from base 1 to 1554 and encodes 517 amino acids. Lineage: Eukaryota; Viridiplantae; Streptophyta; Magnoliopsida; Fabales; Fabaceae. The transcript is spliced from 2 exons. The record is from RefSeq and is a predicted model, not a curated record.
AUGGGGUUCGGGGAAAAGUGGAGGAAGUGGAUGGAGAUGUUGGUUUUUUCUAGUAACAUGUCGGUUCUAGUAAAUGGAAGUCCAACUAAGGAGUUCAAGGUGCAUAAAGGCUUACGGCAAGGUGAUCCUCUUUCACCUUUUCUUUUUGUUUUAGUAGUGGAAGGUCUUUCGGGUCUUGUGAAGAAGUCCAUUCAAUUGGGUGAAUUUCAAAACUACUCCUUCAAUGCUAAUUGCAAAGUGGAUAUUCUCCAAUUUGCGGACGACACGUUACUUGUGGGGGAAGGAAGUUGGAAACAUUUGUGGGCGGUUCGAGCGGUUCUCCGGGCUUUCGAAAUAGUCUCGGGUCUCGGUAUUAAUUAUAAUAAAAGCAAGUUGAUUGGUAUUAAUACUAAUGAGCACUUUUUGGAGGCGGCUUCCAAUUUUCUUUCUUGUAAGGUGGAGGAGAGUAACUUUUACUUUUUGGGCAUUCCUAUUGGAUUUAAUCCAAGAAAGGAAGCUACUUGGAAACCUCUUUUGUUAAAAAUGAGGAAUCGUUUGGAAGGAUGGUCUAAUCGGUUUUUGAAUUUGGGAGGUAGAAUUACUCUUCUUAAAUCGGUGCUUAGUUCUUUAUGCAUAUUUACUAUGUCGUUUUACAAGAUGCCGAAGAAGGUGGUGAAGUUGUUCACUAGUGUUCAAAGUAGAUUUUUAUGGGGCGACAUGGAAGAUAAAAGAUUUUUGAGAGAGGCUUUUCCGGAUUUAUUUUUUGCUUCUCGCCUUAAAAAGGUGUCGGUGGCGGCAAUGGGAGGGUGGUUGGAGUAUGAAUGGAGGUGGGGGGAUUUAGGUCUUCCCGGUUCCGUGAUGGAUGAUUCGGCCCUUAGGGGCUUUUUGUUGUCUUUAAAGAACCGCUUGAAGAAUUUCAAUGGUUGGUCGGUAGGCAAGGAUACCGUGGUUUGGAAUGGUAAUGUGGAGAGAGAGUUCUCGGUUGCAUCUUGUUAUGAGCAAUACGAAAAGUCUUUCAUUCCUUAUGGUCCCCAAGUUAAACACGCGGAAGUUUUUGAUCUUUUAUGGGUUAUGGAUGCUCCUUUCAAAAUAAAGGCUUUUGGUUGGAGGUUAUUUCACAAUAGGCUCCCUACGAAGGACCUCUUGGAGAAUCGAGGUAUGUCUUUACCCUCGGAGGAUUUAAAGUGCAUUUUUUGUGGCAUUAGUAAGGAGAAUAGGGAUCAUUUGUUUUUUGGUUGUUUGGUGGUGAAAAAUAUUUGGAAUGAUAUAGCGUUUUGGGUGGGUAAAGGGGUUUGUUACGAAGAAGAGUGCUUAUCGAGUUUUAUGGAUUGGCACAUGUUCUUCCAUAGUAAAUUGGUGUUGGAUAGAAAAUCGAAUAUUAUAUGGUUUGCAACAACUUGGUGCCUUUGGUUGGUUAGGAACGGGGUUUGUUUUCGUAAAGAAGCUUGGAGUGUUAACAACGUUGUUUGGAACAUUAAGUUGUUAGCUUGGAGAUGGUCUUUUUGUGGAAAAAUUACUCAACCCAAUUAUUCUUUCUACGAGUUUAGUAAGGAACCGUUGUACUAUAUCUCGUAA